Messenger RNA from Meriones unguiculatus (Mongolian gerbil), 977 nucleotides. Its product is annotated as olfactory receptor 2AK2-like. Gene Ontology annotation, cellular component: membrane. Gene Ontology annotation, biological process: G protein-coupled receptor signaling pathway. NCBI's taxonomy places the organism in Eukaryota, Metazoa, Chordata, Mammalia, Rodentia, Muridae. The transcript has a single exon. Gene Ontology annotation, molecular function: G protein-coupled receptor activity; olfactory receptor activity. The coding region runs from base 48 to 968 and encodes 306 amino acids. The record is from RefSeq and is a predicted model, not a curated record.
CCAUGCCCUUUCCAGAUUGCAUCUGCUUUGAUGGUUCAGCCUAAGCCAUGGAGACAGGAAACCACAGCUGGGGCACAGACUUCACCUUGGCUGGUCUUUUCCACUAUGGCCAGGUGGACAACUUCCUCUUCACAGUCAUCAUCAUCCUCUUUGCAGUAGCUCUGACUGGCAACAUCACACUGGUCCAUCUCAUCAGGCUGGACACAAAACUCCACACCCCCAUGUACUUCCUCCUCAGCCAGCUCUCCAUCAUCGACAUCAUGUACAUCUCCACCACUGUGCCCAAGGUGGCAGCCAACUUCCUGUCAGACACCAAGACCAUUUCCUUUCUGGGCUGUGAGAUCCAAGCCUUUGUGUUUCUGAGCCUGGGAGGCUCUGAAGCCCUCCUGCUGGGCUUCAUGUCCUAUGACAGGUAUAUAGCCAUCUGCCGGCCCCUGCACUACCCAGUGCUCAUGAGCAGGAAGAUGUGCUGCUCCAUGGUCUCCUGUGCCUGGAGCAGCAGCUCCAUCAAUGCUUUGGUGCACACUCUGUACGUGUUCCAACUUCCAUUCUGUGGAGCUAGGAUUGUUGACCACUUUUUCUGUGAGGUUCCAUCUCUCCUGCCGCUGGUGUGUGAAGACACAUCCCAAUAUGAGCACACAGUCCUCAUGAGUGGCCUUGUCAUUCUGCUGCUACCCUUCCUGGCCAUCCUAGCUUCCUAUGCUCGGGUGUUGGUUGUCGUUUUCCAGAUGGGUUCAGGGAAGGGACAGGGUAGAGCUGUGUCCACCUGCUCAUCCCACCUGACCGUGGCCAGCCUGUUCUAUGCCACCACUCUCUCCACCUACACCCAGCCACACUCCUUGCAUUCUUCUGGGAGGGACAAGGUGGUGGCUGUGCUGUACUCAAUUGUCACCCCUGUUCUGAAUCCAUUUAUCUACAGCCUGCGGAACAAGGAAGUCAUGGGAGCCUUGAGGAGACAUUUGGGAUGAUGGAUAUUG